Messenger RNA from Brassica napus (rape), 878 nucleotides. RefSeq lists its product as uncharacterized. The transcript is spliced from 2 exons. NCBI's taxonomy places the organism in Eukaryota, Viridiplantae, Streptophyta, Magnoliopsida, Brassicales, Brassicaceae. The record is from RefSeq and is a predicted model, not a curated record. The coding region runs from base 60 to 653 and encodes 197 amino acids.
UUUUUUUUUUUCUUUUGAUAAACAGAAAACCUUAACAUCGGAACGGCGAAUCGUUAGCCAUGUCAAUAGAAACGAUGCCGGGAAACGCGGAGGAGAGAGAUCCACAACAAGAGAUUGAAGAGACCAUUCCGUUGCUCGACGAUUCUCAACAACCCGACGGUGAAUCGAGGCCAAGGAACGCGGCGGCAAAGGUGCCGGAGGUGGAGAUCCAUCUAUACCGGUGCGGAAAAGGUCCGGUCGACGUGUUCAAGUCGAAUCUCGGCGGCUGGGAGCAGGAUCAGCUCGAAGUCCGAUCUAUCCUUGAGAAAUACGGAUUGAAAUCCAUCUUCGCUUUCAACGUCGAGAAAGGUCGAGCCGUCCCGAUCCGAUUUAACCCUAGAAAUGGCCGGUCUGUGCUGACUUACAGGGAUAGUGCCGUCGUUUUCAUCGACGGUGAACCUCAGGAUUCUCUGCUCAAACCCAUUACAAGAAUCGUGCUUGGAGUCGCGAUUGUUAUGCUGCUAAUAACGUUUCUAUUGAAAGACCCUCCAGCGUGGAUCAAGAACACUAUCUCCAUGGGGAACUUUCCUCCGUGGGUGCUCGCGUGCAUAGUAAUAGUAAUCACCCGAGCGAGGAAGAGGACCAGAGACUUCUUCAAGAAGUGUGGCUGGUGAUAUCACAGUCCCUAACAUCUUGUCUACUUGUAAAUGUGCUGGAAAUUGUAAUCCGUCAUCAUGUAAUAUAGAGAUUCUCUUAUCUUAAACCCAACAAGUUCCCUUCCUUGGUAAACACUUGUUGUCUUUGUUAAGCCUUGAGGCGCCAAAAAUUGCUUGCUUUCAGAACCAAGAGGGCAAAUCAUUUUCUCCAUUUGCAUUUGUUGAACUUUAUAGUUUUAUGCA